This is a messenger RNA of Aureobasidium melanogenum CBS 110374, 4002 nucleotides long. RefSeq lists its product as uncharacterized. The coding region runs from base 1 to 4002 and encodes 1333 amino acids. The transcript is spliced from 5 exons. NCBI's taxonomy places the organism in Eukaryota, Fungi, Ascomycota, Dothideomycetes, Dothideales, Saccotheciaceae. Gene Ontology annotation, molecular function: phosphorelay sensor kinase activity; protein binding. The record is from RefSeq and is a predicted model, not a curated record. Gene Ontology annotation, biological process: phosphorylation; phosphorelay signal transduction system.
AUGACCGAUACCGCCUUCACUGCCUUGCAGUACCUUCCCAUGCCCGUACUGGUCCUCUCGAGCGAAAAGACGGUUGUGCUUGCCAACGAGGCCUUGGGUAGACUUCUUGGUAUAGACUUGCAGCAAACGACUCCCUUAGACAGUGCUGGAAUGAAUGAGCAAGAGGAUGUUAGAAGUGCCAGCGACGUCUUGGCCGGUGUACCAAUGGACUGCCUUGGAAUGGACCUUCUCCAGAAUGCGAACCCGGUGUGGAUGCGAUGGGAAGACUUCCUCAACACUAUCAAACAGGAUGCCAUCGAUGCUAGUGCCCAGUCAGAAGGCAGGUCCGACGGUGGGGACCUUACACCCACUGCCGAGACAUACGACGGCUCAGCAGCCGUGCAAUCAAGUCCCGUACCUCUGACACGCGCCAAUCUCGCCCGCACCACUGUGCACGACGCCGCCGUCGAUGUUGUCUUCUCCACCAACCGCAAUCCCAUCACAGGUCUUCCACGCUCCAAGGAGGUCAACCACGAUGCUUCGGGCCACAUCCAGGCCACUGUUAUCAUCACCGUCUGGUCUGCCGAUGAUGCGGAUUACUAUACUUUGGUCUUCACCUCUGCCGCCGAAACCCAAUCUUCUUCUUCCCGCUCAAGUCAUCGUACUGUUGCCAGAACACACACCACCUUCUCCUCUGGUCUAGGCUCGGGCUCAAGUUCUAGUUCGAGUGGCCGUCGCACUCAACACCAACAUCGCACGAGCCUCUCUGGCAGCCCCUCUGUGUUUGCUCCAUCAGCUUUGCCAAGUGGACCCCCGUCUCUAACUGCCUCUGCCGCUGCGCCGUCGCUGUUUUCAAAGUCCAAUCGUCUAAAAGAUGCUCUUUUGAAUUCACUGAGUGACCCAGCCUUUGCCAUGUGGAAGGACGAGAGUUUUGGAAUUCCCAACAAAGCCGCAAUAAGAAUGGUCUACCCUGACAGCGAGGACAGCCCCACUGGAGUCCGGGACCAGCGCGAUUUCCUCUCAAAUUACAUUCUCUGGAAGGAAGAUUUUUCUGAAUUGCUACCUAUGAGCGAAUUUCCCAUCAUGCAUCUCAUGACGACACAGAAGCGAUACACUGGCAGACGUCUCGGCAUGCACCAUCCCAAAACAGGCGAGAGAAUCAUAUACGAUGUUGACGGCGAAACGAUCAACGACACUAAAACCGGCGAAUUCCUCGGUGGCCUUGUCAUUUUCCACAAUGUCACUGAGUAUGCCAAUACUAUUACCGCUCAAAAGGUCCAGAAUGAACGUCAGUUUGAGGACAUUACUAAUAUGAUCCCACAAAUGAUUUGGACAACAACUCCAACCGGCUCGCACGACUACUUUUCGAGGAGGUGGUACGAAUAUACAGGUCUUACGCCUGAACAAAGUCUGGGCGACGGAUGGGAGAAUCCCUUCCACCCAGACGACAUGGAGCUGACAGUCAAGCGAUGGAAACACAGUCUUAGCACUGGUGAGGAAUACAGAACAGAAUACAGAUGUCAUUCUUUCGAUGGUGAGUGGCGUUGGAUGCUAGGACGAGCUGUGCCGAUGAAGGAUGACAACGGAAAGAUUGUCAAAUGGUUCGGCACUUGCACUGACAUUCACGAACUGGUGCUCGCUCGAGAGGAUGCACGUCAGACGAGACUCCGACUCUCACAAGUCAUCGAAAUGGCCAAAAUCACGCUUUGGUCGGUAAACCCUCAGCGCGAUCUGUCUAUGCUUGAGGGUGCUAUUGUUUGGAACGACAAUACCAAAAUGUCUGAUGAAGAGAUCCGAGACAAAGCCAUUGGCAAGAACGUGUAUGAGCUGUUUGACAAAGACGCCAUCCUGGACGGUGACCAUCAUAGAGACUACAUCGAAAAUAUCCUUACCGGCAAACAAAUCGACGAGACUACAGAAAUCCAUAUGCAAGAGACCAACAGAUGGAUCCGUACAAGGUUUGUCCCAUUGCAACGUCUGGAGCGUAAUGCUGGCGUUGAGGGCCAGGCUUUUGUGGAUGGUGUCGUUGCUGUCAGUAUGGAUGUCACAGACCUGAGGAAGAGAGAAGAACAGCUUCGAGAACGUGACAGAGAAAACUCACGUCUGCUAGCUCAGAGCGAGGCUGCGAAGGAAGCAAGCAAGAUGAAAUCGCAGUUCCUAGCUAACAUGUCGCACGAGAUUCGCACUCCGAUCGCGGGUGUCAUUGGCAUGUCUGAACUCCUACUGGAUGAUACCGAAGGCACUUUGACCGAGGAGCAACGUGAAUGUGCCGAAAACUUACAAAGAUCUGCUAACGGCCUACUCACUGUGAUCAACGAUAUUCUGGACUUCUCCAAGGUCGAAAGCGGCCGAUUAGACAUAGAGGAUGUUCAGUUUGACUUGAACGUUGUCGUCCGCGAUGUCAACAAAAUGCUCACCUUUGCGGCUGAACGUAAGGGUUUGAUGUAUAUUGACGAAACCCAAGAGCUCGAACGUCUGAAGGUUAUGGGCGACCCAGGCCGACUGAGACAGAUCUUGACAAACCUCCUUACCAACUCAAUCAAGUUCACCUCGGAAGGAAGCGUUACGAUGCAGGUCAAGAUCAGAGAGGAGACUGCAGAGACUGUCGCUGUUCAAUUCACUGUGGAAGAUACUGGUAUCGGAAUUGAAGAGGAAGUCAGGAAAAGACUUUUCCAACCUUUCUCUCAGGCCGACUCCAGCACCGCCAGACGCUUCGGUGGAACCGGUCUUGGUUUGACCAUUAGCAAGAACUUGGUUGAGCUCAUGCAUGGUGAGAUCUCACUUGAAUCUUCCUUAGGUCUCGGCACCAAAGCAUCGUUCUGGAUACCCUUCAAUAAGGCCCCAUAUCUAUCAGGCGACUCGCCACCAUUGGACAUGGGCCCGAUCCCACACCGACUGCAAUCUGAGCUGUCAAUGUCAGAAUAUAGCGGACCACAACCACCAGGUUCGCCGCUAAAACCUGGCAUUCGUCAAGCUUCUGUCGAUUCACGACGAGGUUCUCCGGCUCAGCUUGAUAUGCCCAUGGUACUUUCGGACGAGGAAAGGCGGAGUACGCACGUGCUGGUUGUUGAAGAUAAUCCUAUUAAUCAACAGAUUGCCUUGAAGACGAUCAAGAAGCUCAAGUUCUCGGUCAAUGCCGUUUGGAAUGGACAAGAAGCCCUUGACUAUCUCAGCAAGCCAGAAAGCUCUGAGCGCCCAAGGCCAGAUAUUAUUCUCAUGGACGUACAGAUGCCUGUGAUGGACGGCUACAAAGCGACAUACACUAUACGACAUUGCGAGCCAUUUGCUGCCGACCAACAGAUCCAGAAUACGCCCAUUGUCGCAAUGACUGCAAGCGCAAUUCAAGGCGAUCGAGAGAAGUGUGAGAAUGCUGGAAUGAACGAUUAUCUGGCAAAGCCUGUGAAAGGCAAGACUCUGGAGCAGAUGUUGCUGAAAUGGGCUGUUGAAAAGAAACGCAAAGCGGCCUUGUCAUCAAACCCAGCUGUCUCUACAAAAGUUGUGGACGUUCCUCGCCCUGCACUUCCGUCAGCUGCCUUGGAAGACGCUCCGCAGGAGGAGAUCAAGACACCAGCGGAUCUACUUGUACCUGCACCGGGUCAAGGAGCAUCAGACGUUCUUGCAACAAAGCUCAGCAAACUCAAUUACCAGAACGAUACGGUAUUUGCACGUUCAGCAGAGACAGCAGAAAGUCGUUCCAUGGACCGCUUACGCAACGAAGAGAAGGCGAUGCAGCUGCGCGAUCAACAAUUGUUUGCAAGCGCAGCUACGCCUAAGAAGUUGCUGGGUGUACUGGGAGAGACAGUGACACAAGACGAUGGAAUCGAGACUCGGCCCUCCAAGCUCACACGUGAGAACAUUGAGAAGCUGAGUCGAAACGCACCAUUGAGCCACGUUACUCAGCCAGAUGUGGAUACGUCGAGCCUAGAUGUCACGGUUGACAGUAAUGCGCCGCAGCGCGUAGGGAGACCAUCAAUUGGGACACGGUUGAAGUCCGAUGGUGACAAGACGGUCUUGCCAGAAUGA